Molecule: messenger RNA, 2262 nt
Organism: Stegastes partitus (bicolor damselfish)
Lineage: Eukaryota; Metazoa; Chordata; Actinopteri; Pomacentridae
Gene: ppef1
Product: protein phosphatase, EF-hand calcium binding domain 1
Exons: 18
Coding region: 1-2262 (753 amino acids)
Biological process (GO): detection of stimulus involved in sensory perception
Molecular function (GO): iron ion binding; calcium ion binding; protein binding
Source: RefSeq, a predicted model, not a curated record
AUGGGGUGUGGCACCUCUGUCGCCACGGAAACACAAGGGAAAAGAGUGGAAAGAGAUGAAACAGUCCAGAUGCCCAGUCCUGCUCUGACAAUGAAGGCAGCUGUUCUGAUCCAGCGAUGGUACCGUCGCUACAUGGCCCGACUGGAGAUGAGACGCAGAUACACCUGGAACAUCUUUCAGUCCAUUGAAUACGCUGGAGAACAAGACCAGCUACAGCUGUCGAGUUUCUUCAGUUUUAUGCUGGACAGCGUCACUCAGCUGAAUGGAAAUGGGCCAGACCUGAUCUCCCAGCUGCUGGACCCGGUGGUCGAUCCCUGGUUGGACAGAGAGAUCUGCUAUAACCUCAUCCCUGUUCCAGAGUCUUACUCUGGGCCCAGGCUGUCGUUUCCUCUCUCCGUCUCUGACACGAACGCUCUCCUCACUGCUUUUAAGGAACAGCAGACUCUACAUGCCAGAUACCUUCUGCAGCUGCUGUACGAGACCAAAAAGCUCCUCAAACAGAUGCCAAACAUCACCCACCUGUCAACAUCCUACACCAAAGAGAUCACUAUAUGUGGUGAUCUGCAUGGCCGGCUCGAUGACUUACUUCUUAUAUUUUAUAAGAAUGGCCUUCCCUCUGCAGAGACGCCGUAUGUAUUCAACGGGGAUUUUGUGGACCGUGGGAAGAAGUCAGUUGAAGUGGUCGUCCUCCUGUUCGCCUACCUUCUGCUCUACCCGGACAACAUGCACCUGAACCGAGGAAACCACGAAGACUACAUCAUGAACCUCAGAUAUGGCUUCACAAAGGAGGUCAUGCAGAAAUACAAGACUCACGGCCGUGAGAUCCUUCAGCUGUUUCAGGAUGUUUUCAGCCUUCUGCCUGUCGCAACGGUGAUCGAUGGAAAGGUCCUGAUUGUUCAUGGAGGGAUUUCAGACCAGACUGACCUGGAUUUCCUCAGCUCCAUAGAGAGGCACAAGGUGAAAUCUGCCCUGAGAUUUCCCAGACGCAGUUUGGAGCAGCUGGACAUCGGCCAGUCCUACAGACUCACCAAGAGACUGAGAUCAACAGACGGCUCUCGUCCCAGCAGCAGUCGCAGCCACAGCAAGAACCAAAUAACUCCGAAGCAGAGGAAGAGGAGGUGUGGGCUCAGCCGACAAGACAGCGUCACCUCCACUUCUUCCUCCUCGUCAUCCUCCUCCUCCUCCUCUUCGCUCUGCUCUCCUCGAACUCCGUCCUGCCUUUCACCUCGCCCAUGUUCAUCUUCUCCCAAUGUGCCCUACUCCAUCAAUGUCCUACAAGUGCCUUUCCUGGACUCUCUCACUUCUGUUCCCCUUCCAUCACCUCCACAGAACGAACAGGAGUGGAAACAGAUAGUGGAUGUUUUGUGGAGCGAUCCCAAAACCCAAGAAGGCUGCAGCCCCAACACCUUCAGAGGUGGAGGCUGCUACUUCGGCCCCGACGUCACCCAGCGGCUGCUGCUCCAACAUGGACUCCAGCUGCUCAUCCGCUCUCACGAGUGUAAACAGGAAGGAUACGAGCUCUGUCAUGGUGGUCAGGUGAUCACCAUCUUCUCGGCAUCAAACUAUUAUGAGGAGGGAAGCAACCGUGGUGCGUACAUCAAACUGGGCCGAGAACUGGUUCCCCGCUUCUACCAGUACCAAGUCAGCCGCACAACUCGCAAACUUACCCUGACACAGAGAGUACGAGCAGCUGAAGGUUCUGCUCUCAGGUCCUUAAAGGAGAAAGUGUUCGCCCAUCGCUCUGAGCUGAUGACAGGCUUCCAGGAGUAUGACCGGAAUUACACCGGUACUGUGUCGGUCAGUGAAUGGGCUCUGGUGCUGGAGUCAGUGCUGAGACUGGACCUGCCCUGGAGGACGCUCCGUCCACAUUUAGCCCGGCUGGCAGCAGAUGCCAGCGUGGAGUAUAUGUCCUGCUUUGAAGACAUGGGACCAGGAAUUCCUCUACCUCAGGUGACUCCAAACUUGGCUGAAACUCUGUUCAGAUACAGGACAGACAUCGAGAUAAUAUUCAACAUCAUAGACAAAGAUCACUCAGGUCUCAUCUCCAUCGAGGAGUUCCGUCACACCUGGCGCCUCUUCAGCGCUCACCUGGGGGUUGCCAUCGAUGACAGCGCCAUCGACGACUUGGCCCGAAGCAUCGACUUCAACAAGGACGGCAGCAUAGACUUUAAUGAGUUCCUAGACGCCUUCAGAGUGGUGCACAAACUGGACAGCAAGGAUCCGCAUCUAAGCGAAAAGAUUGGUCGAAAGAAGUAUUCAUAA